AUGGAGGCGCAGAAGGAGCUGGACGCAAAGCGGGAGCUGUACAUGGUCCGCAUGGCGCGGGUGCGGGAGGUGGAGGAGGUCAUCGCGGCGGACCGGGCCAGGCUGCAGGACAAGCUCGUGCGCUACUACAAGUUCAUCCAGGAGAACGAGAUCAAGCGCACCCGGGCGUCGCGGAAGGCCGUCACGGAGGAGCGCAUCAAAAAGGAGCGGGAGGAGCAGAUCGCGGAGCUCACGCAGCGGCUGGAGGACCUGAACAACCGCCGGGAGGAAAUGCGGCGGCAGUACGACCUCUACGCAAAGUACCAGCAGUACCUGGAGGAGGUGUUGCAGCGCAACGACUGCGACGAGUACCAAAGCCCCCGCGACAUCAUUCAGCGCUGGAACACGCUGCAGGAGAACACGAAGGUUCUGCAGCGGCGCAAGACGCAGCUGGAGGAGGAGCUGCUGCGCAACAAGAACUCCCUCAACAUGAAGCGGCAGAAGAAAAACAACGAGAGCGUAGAUCUGCAGAAUCAACUCAACGAGCUGCAGGCAACGUACGAGUCGAUGCAGAAGAGCAUUAAAAUCAAGCAGGACGAGCUCGAGCGGUGCAUCAGCCAGAGGAGCACAACCUCCCGCACGGUGAGCCACGUGCGAAUGGCGUGCAAAAACCUCUACGACCGCUGCAUCGCGUGGACGGCGCCGUACUCAGGACGCGGGAAGUUUGAGGCGCGCGAGGCGGACGUGCUCUACCAGCUUCACGUGAUUGGCGACUGUCUGCGGGACUUUCAGGACGUCAUCGCGGCGCACCAGCAGCGGCGGCAGCAGCAGCAGCAGCAGCUCUUGCUGCAGGUGGCGGAGAGCCACGCGGCGAAGGAGGAGGGGGAGGAGUGA
Trypanosoma conorhini is the source of this 873-nucleotide messenger RNA. RefSeq names its product flagellar associated protein. Lineage: Eukaryota; Euglenozoa; Kinetoplastea; Trypanosomatida; Trypanosomatidae. The transcript has a single exon. The record is from RefSeq and is a predicted model, not a curated record. Bases 1 to 873 code for a protein of 290 amino acids.